AACAUAGAAAACAAAUCAAUGAGUAUUUGAAAAGAAGUAAUCAAGUGUCCGAAUUGAAAAGUAUUAAAAAGGAAAUGGGAGAUCAAACAUCCAAAUUAGAAAGCGUUGAACCAGAAACAAGAGAUCAAGCAUCCAAAUUGAAAAGCGUUAAAAUGGAAAUAGAAGAUCAAGUGUCUGAAUUGGAAAGCGAAAUAAGGAUCAAACAUUGGAAAGUGCUAAAAUGGAAAACACCUGAAUUGGAAUAA
Messenger RNA from Racocetra fulgida, 245 nucleotides. The record is from the annotation of a GenBank genome assembly. Lineage: Eukaryota; Fungi; Glomeromycota; Glomeromycetes; Diversisporales; Gigasporaceae.